AUGUUGGACAGCAAAGAACUCUUUGUUGGAAUUCAAGUUAGUACAGAUGAUUUUGUUUGUGUUGGAACUCCUGAUCAGCUGAAUCAAUUUUUAAAAGAACUAAAAACUAAAGAAAGUCCAAUAACUAUUCGUCGAAUGAGAUUUUGCUUUGAUUUGGACAAUACAUUGGUCUCUUAUCCAAGUAAACAUGGCGACUAUAACUCGGUUGAACCAAAACUACAAAAUAUUCAAUUGGUUCGAGAGCUGCACAGAGCUGGCCAUUAUAUCAUAAUCCAAACAGCUCGUCGAAUGAGGACUCAUGCAGGUAAUGUUGGUGCCGUCAUUGCUGAUAUCGGACGGAUAACACUUGAAACAUUGGCUAAAUUUGACAUACCAUAUGAUGAAUUGUUGUUCGGAAAACCAUAUGCUGAUGUCUACGUUGACGAUUUGGCUAUUCAUGCUUUGAUUGAUACGGCAAAAGAGAUUGGAUGGUCACUUGAUGGUACUGUAUGUGAUUCUCGAUAUCAAAGACGAAAAUACGGCUUUAUUUCUUCUCGACAUUUUAACACAGUUCAACACUUGGACAAUUCAAUUAUUAAAAGUUCUUCAACGGACUGUCUUCAAGGUGAAAUUUACUUUUAUCAAAAUAUCCCACCAUCUAUUGUGGGCUUAUUUCCACAGCUAGACCGUAUUGAAACGAACAAAGAUGCUGGUAUUACAUCCAUAAUUAUGGAAAACAUCAAUGGUAUUACUUAUUCACAUUUGUUUACAAACCUAUGUUUGACCGAAGGCCGAUUAUUAAAAUUUUUAUCAUCGUUAAAACGUAUUCAUUUGUCAUUACCGGUAGAACCUACAGAAAUAAAAUCAAAUAUUUAUGCAAAUUAUUCCAGCAAAAUUUUAUCGCGUUACAAUCGAUAUGUUGAUAUAUAUUUAAAUUUGGACGAAUACUUUAAAAAUCAUUUCGAAUCAUCAAUGAUUCCUUCUAAAGAUUUUGUCGAUUAUUUCAUUAAAUAUUUCACUGAAUAUGAAAGAUCUAACUGUGGCCAAUAUAAUCCAAUUAUUCAUGGUGAUCCAGUUUUUAGUAAUGCUUUGCUAACACCAGAUAGUCGGGUGGUCUUUUUAGAUAUGCGAGGAUCUUUAGGAACAGAAUUAACUUUACAUGGUGAUUUAAAUUAUGAUUUAGCGAAAGUAUAUCAAUCACUAACUGGAUAUGAUUUUAUUUUAUUGAACAAAAUAGAUUUACUUUCAACGUCUGCAGUGGAAACAUAUCUCUCGCAACUUGUUCGAACAUUUGAAAAUUUUGUUUCGAGAGAAUAUUCAAAUGCUGCAAGUUCAGCUGAUUUAAAAAUGAUUACGGCGCAACUCUAUUUUACCCUGAUACCGCUGCAUAAUACGUUCGAACAUCAAAUACAAUUUUAUAAAUUUGCAAUAAAACUAUAUCGUGAUAGUACGCUAGAAAAAAUUCAUCAUACCAAAUCGAACGAAUAA
Molecule: messenger RNA, 1467 nt
Organism: Rotaria sp. Silwood1
Lineage: Eukaryota; Metazoa; Rotifera; Eurotatoria; Philodinida; Philodinidae
Source: the annotation of a GenBank genome assembly